AUGGAGGACAACAAAACCACCGCACCAAAGGUCCAAACCUUCAUUAACAACUGCCUCAGACGAAUUCUUAGGAUACACUGGCCAAAAACCAUCAGUAAUGAGGACCUGUGGCAACAAAUUAAGCAGGGACCUAUAGACAUACAAAUCAAUAAAAGACGAUGGGGCUGGAUAGGUCAUACACUCCGGAAACCAGCCACCAGUAUUACCAGGAAGGCCCUAAGUUGGAACCCACAGGGCAAGUGUAAGAGAAGAAGGCCCAAGAACUCUUGGAGGCGGGACCUGAUUGAAGACAUUGGGAUACUAGGCUUCAACUGGGUAGAAAUUGAAAACAAUAGCACAGGACCGGAGACGUCGGAGAGCAGUUGUUGGUGGCCUAUGCCCUGA
Dreissena polymorpha is the source of this 384-nucleotide messenger RNA. RefSeq lists its product as uncharacterized. The coding region runs from base 1 to 384 and encodes 127 amino acids. Lineage: Eukaryota; Metazoa; Mollusca; Bivalvia; Myida; Dreissenidae. The record is from RefSeq and is a predicted model, not a curated record. The transcript has a single exon.